UUAGCGUCACUGCGCUCUCUGUUGUUUUGUCUGGAUGCUAAGCUUUUAGAAUUAUUUCUGUAAAUAGAAAAAUACCGUUUUUGAAUCGGUAAGUAAAUACUUGUAAUAGCCUAUUAUCCCCUUAGUCUUGACUACGUUUUGAAGCAAGCAGGAAUAUCUGGAGGAGUAUCAUCUGAACUGAGAUCUGCUGCUGUGAAGAUGGAGUUUGUUAAAGAAGAGAGUGAAGAGAACACGAGUGAACCAGAAACCUGGAGAAUAAAAUACGAGGAACCAGAAACCUGGAGAAUAAAUUAUGAGGAACCAGAAACCUGGAGAAUAAAACACGAGGAACCAGAAACCUGGAGAAUAAAACACGAGGAACCAGAAACCUGGAGAAUAAAUUAUGAGGAACCAGAAACCUGGAGAAUAAAACACGAAGAACCAGAAACCUGGAGAAUAAACCACGAAGAACCAGAAACCUGGAGAAUAAACCACGAAGAACCAGAAACCUGGAGAAUACAUUAUGAAGAACCAGAAACCUGGAGAAUAAAACACGAGGAACCAGAAACCUGGAGAAUUAAACUGGAGGAACAAGAAGAGUUUAUUGAAGAAAGUGAGGAGAACGAAGAAUUAAAUGAAGUUCGGGAGAAGAAUCAUGUCAAAACUUCAGAAAAACAUUUGAGUUGCUCUCAAACCAAACAGACAAAUUUAAAGACAAGAGGAGCCAAGAAAUCUUUCACCUGCACUCUGUGUGGAAAGAGUUUGACAUGCAAAUAUAAUCUUGAUGUUCACUUGAGAGUUCAUACUGGAGAGAAACCAUUCACUUGUGAUCAGUGCGGGAAGUGUUUCACACAAUCGUUAAGCCUUAAGGUACAUAUGAAAAUCCACACUGGAGAGAAAGAUUACAAGUGUUCACAAUGUGACGAGAGAUUCAGUCGGUCAGGAGACCUGAAGAAACACAUGUUAGUCCACACUGGAGAGAAACCACACACAUGUGAUCAGUGUGGGAAGAGUUUCACACAAAAAGGAAGCCUUACAGCACAUAUGAGAGUUCAUACAGGAGAGAAACUUUUCUUAUGUAAUCAAUGUGGAAGGAGUUUUUCACACUUAACUCACCUUAAGGAUCACAUGAACAUCCACACUGGAGAGAAACCUUUCAAGUGUUCACACUGUGACAAAAGAUUCAGUCGGUCAGGAAACCUGAAGAAACACAAGUUAAUCCACACUGGAGAGAAACCGUACACAUGUGGUCAGUGCGGGAAGAGUUUUACACAAAAAGGAAACCUUAUGACACAUAUGAGAGUUCAUACAGGAGAGAAACUGUUUAUAUGUAAUCAAUGUGGAAAGAGUUUUUCACUCUUAGCAAACCUUAAGGUACACAUGAACAUCCACACUGGAGAGAAACCUUUUAAGUGUUCACACUGUGACAAGAGAUUCAGUCAUUCAGGAUACCUGAAAACACAUGAGAGGAUCCACACUGGAGAGAAACCGUACACAUGUGAUCAGUGCGGGAAGAGUUUUGCAGGAAAAGGAAGACUUAUGGCACAUAUGAGAGUUCAUACAGGAGAGAAACUGUACACAUGUAAUCUCUGUGGAAAGAGUCUGAAAUGCAAAUAUAGUCUUGAUUGUCACAUGAGAGUUCAUACUGGAGAGAAACCAUACACAUGUGAUCAGUGCGGGAAGUGUUUCACACAAUCAGUACAUGUUAAAGAACACAUGAGCAUCCACACUGGAGAAAAACCAUACAAGUGUUCACACUGUGACAAGAGAUUCGAUAGGUCAGGAGACCUGAAAAAACAUGAGAGGAUCCACAUUGGAGUGAAACCAUACAAGUGUUCACACUGUGACAAGAGAUUCAGUCGGUCAACACAUCUGAAAACACAUGAGAUGGUCCACACUGGAGAGAAACCUUAUAAGUGUUCACACUGCAACCACAGAUUCAGUCAUUCAUCAAAUCUGAAAAUACAUGAGAGGAUCCACACUGGAGAGAAACCAUAUUACUGCACUGAAUGUGGGAAGUGUUUCAGUCGUCCAUCUUCUCUACACAGUCAUACAAAAAACAACCACACAAAAAACACAGUAAGUAGGUCAUCUUCAGAUCCAGCACUUUCAGAUCUGAUGCUGCCUUUUCAUCAAACUUGAAACAGUAAUCCAUUAAGCAGUAUCAUCUGGAUUAAUCUGUUUCUAACCAGUCGUUACGAGUGAUAUGACAAAGAAACAUCUAAAGUUAUCACAGUGAAUCAAGUUAUCACAGUGAAUAAAGUUAAUCUUCAAAACCAGCAGAUUGAACUCUGAGAUUCAGUUAAACUCAAAGAUGGAGUUCCUCCCCAAAGAACAAUGUCAAAAUAUUUUAUUAUUGCGUAUCAUUUUGCUGCAUGAUAUUAAUGAUAUCAAUGUUGUUUCUAAUGAGUUUCAUGUUAUGUUCAAUUAUCUUAUAAUGCACGUGUGUCACUUGUAGUUUGCUUACUCUUUCAUGAAUUAAAGGAGAUUUUCACAAAUUGUUCUUGAUCAGGAAGCUGAAGAAGAGACUAUAACACUUUAAGAGAGACUGAGAUUAUUAUUUUUUUUAAUUGUUCUUUGUUAUUUUUAAAAAAUGACUGACUUAUUCUGCUUAAUAUGUAUUUUGGAAACACAAAUGCAAGAAAAAACUGUCAUGUAGCCUUGUGAUUGCUCCUUCUUUGCUUCUCUUCUAAGUAGGAAUGGAAACCUAAACCCGGUAUUAAAGGAGUCCUGGGACUAAAUUACAAAAGACUGUAGUAAUUAUAAUCUCUAAUGCUAACUGUUCUACUUUUGAUGCUGGUUAUAUUAAAAAAACACAAUUUAUUAUUGUCACAUAAACAUUAUCAAGCUAAUUGUUUAUUGCCAAAUGUUUCUACACGAGAUAAUAUUGAGAUAUUCA
Molecule: messenger RNA, 2878 nt
Organism: Carassius carassius (crucian carp)
Lineage: Eukaryota; Metazoa; Chordata; Actinopteri; Cypriniformes; Cyprinidae
Product: gastrula zinc finger protein XlCGF57.1-like
Exons: 2
Coding region: 199-2121 (640 amino acids)
Biological process (GO): regulation of transcription by RNA polymerase II
Cellular component (GO): nucleus
Molecular function (GO): DNA-binding transcription factor activity; RNA polymerase II cis-regulatory region sequence-specific DNA binding
Source: RefSeq, a predicted model, not a curated record